This is a messenger RNA of Dujonia railenensis, 3057 nucleotides long. The record is from the annotation of a GenBank genome assembly. Lineage: Eukaryota; Fungi; Ascomycota; Pichiomycetes; Serinales; Debaryomycetaceae.
AUGGACAAGCAAAUAUAUUCUGCGACCUAUAGCAAUGUCCCUGUGUUCGAAUUCGUCACGGGCGAGCAACCAGUGAUGAGACGGAAACUGGACUCCUAUAUAAAUGCUACACAUAUUCUUAAAAUAGCUAAGUUCCCAAAGGCAAAACGAACAAGGAUAUUGGAGAAAGAUGUCCAGACCAGAACGCACGACAAAGUCCAAGGUGGAUACGGUAAAUAUCAGGGGACAUAUGUGCCGUUGGAGAUAGGGGAGGAAAUAGCCAAAAACUUCGGCAUAUACGACGUUUUAAAGCCAAUAUUCGAGUUCACCUACAUUGAAGGCAGGUCACAGACCCCACCACCUGCUCCCAAACAUAGCCAUGCUUCAGCUAGUAAUCUAGCGAGAAAGCAAGCACUCGCUCAGGCGGCCAGUGGAUCUGGGAGCAAAGCCUCACUUUCUGCGGCAACCAGAAACAAUACCUCAAUCAGCAACAAACAGUUGAGCUCAAUAGAUGAAUCAUCCUUGGCAAGGAAAACGAAGAGUAUGUCAGCAAUCCCAGGUGAACCGCCUAGGAAAAGAGGCAGACCGAAGCGAGAAUCUCUGCAGCAUCAACCCAUCCAGCAACCAUUUGUUCCAUCACUCAACAGAACCAAUACUGUGCCGAUAAAGGACUCCACCAAGGGCCCAAGCAUUGGCACAUUCAACAACUCCAGAAACAAUAGUCUAUUAAAAUCUUCUCAAAAUCUACAGAACAUCCAGCAAUUUUCUCGGCAGGAUACUGAUCAAGAUGCCUUACAGUUGAUGGUCAAUAGUCUAAACGUUCAGAAUGAAGACUUGGAAGUUGCAGAAAGAAGCAGUGACGAUGAGCUCGGUCGUCCUCGCAAUCCAUCCCCAGCUCAUCAAGAUGCAUCCUUGGAUGAUGAAGACGAUGAAAAUGACGAGCUCAUGACCGGCCAUGAAUUAUUUGGUAGUCCAAGAAACUCAUUUGAAAAAAUUGUACAAUCACAUAACCAUAAUAGCCAACAUUUGCUGCAAGUCAAUGGAGUAACCUCUUCUUUUAAUUCAUAUCCGGCAUAUACUGGAGGAGGAAGCACGGGAUUAAACCAGUAUCAUCAUCUAACGGGCGUGGGAGGAGGUGUAGUUGGAGGUAUAGGAGGUGGCACACAUACUAACUCUUCCACCAACUCUGUUCCUACCCCCGUUCCUACCCCCUCAAAUCCAAUAUCGUUGGAACAAAAGGAAUCAAAUGUUUACACUGAAUAUUUCACAAACCUUUUAAACUAUUUCUUGGAAGAUAGUAACAAUAAUUCAAAAUUAAGAUCAGAAAAAGUUAGCACUGCUCCACAUGCCCAGAAUGUGAAAUCUGAAGUUGUCCCUACUUCCAUCCCAGUUUACAUUUUGAAACCACCACAACCACUCUCUAAAAUUAAUAUUAGCCAGCCGGUGGAUAAUGAUGGAAAUUCCAUACUUCAUUGGGCCUGCUCCAUGGCAAAUACAAAUAUGAUUGAAUUUUUACUCGCAAUAUUCCAUGAAUACUUGAAUGCUACCAUAAAAAACAUCAAUGGUGAGACACCCUUAAUGUUUCUCACAAGGUUUAGCAAUAGUUUUCAAUUGAAAAAUUUCCCAACGCUAUUAGAUUUAUUAUUCGACUCGAUAUUAUCAAUUGAUAACUCAGGAAGAACAAUUCUACAUCAUAUCGCAAUUUCAGCUACUGCAAAUAGAGAUGGUAGUGGCGGUCAUGGAAAUGGUAGCAUUAGCAGCUUUCAAGGAGAACAUGAAUCCGCUCUGUAUGUCACAUAUAAAAAGAAUAAAGAAAAAUUCGGGAGGUAUUAUAUGGAGACCUUGUUUGCAAAAAUUAUAGAAUUCCAAGACUACAAACAAGACUCAAAUGGUAAGACGAAUAACAAUAGUGGAACUAAUGGAUCUACAGCAAGAGACAACAAGUCAGAAUUGAUAGCGAAGGUGAUCAACCACCAAGAUAUAAAUGGUAACACUGCAUUUCAUAUAGUUGCAUACAAUCUCAACAAAAAGCUAAUCAAAGUGUUCAUCAGUUACCACAAGUAUAUCGAUUUCACUUUAAAGAAUUUAGUUUCAUAUACGGUAGAAGAAUAUUUGGCAUCUCACAAUUACAUUUUGAGACUAGGUAAUAGUGUCGUAAGUCAAGAUAGUGCUACCCGUAUGAACUCAACAAAUGGGUUCGAUGGUACAUCCAACACACCAUCAUUUGAGAAUCAGUUAUUUGUUAGCAAAACUGCAAUGAAUUCACUAAAAUCUAGCUCGAAUACUUUAAAUGAAAAGCUUUUAGAAUUGAACUAUGCGAUAGACAAAGAACUUUCCGAAAAAGAUGAGAAGUUGUUACUCUACUAUAAAAUUUUAAAAUUCGCCAAGAGUGAUAAAUUGCAAUCCCAGAAGAACAUCCUCAAGUUUUUCAAACUUGAGCAUUUGAUUGAUGACCAAGAAUACGAUGAUGAAGUGCACAGAGGGGAAAAGACUGACAAGAUUGAGGACGAAGGAAAGGAGACUAGAGAUGAUAUCAUCCAAGGUGAAAUAAAUCGCUUGGUGAAUGACUUGAGUUAUGAGUACUUGAAAAGAAAAGACGAACUAGAUACAAAGUUGAAGGUUUACAAAAGUAUAGCAAAUAAGGUACAAGGUGAGGAGCUUAAGAAAUUGGAAGCAUUCAAUUUAAAACAAGGGGAUGGCAAAGGAGGGGAAAAUGGUGACGGUGACUUGCAAGAAAGAAAUAAACUAGCUUUAAAUUUACAACUAGAGAUUUUGAAAAGAAAGAGGCUACUCAAUCGUCUAGUCUUGGAGCAGCUGAAGGUGCCGAUUACUAUCAACGACAAGGAAAAUAGGGCUGGUGCUAACACUUCUAGCGCUGUGGAUUCUAGCGGAAAUGAAUCGAUUGUAGCCAAAUACCCCAAAGAUGAUAAACUCAGCAAGUAUUGUAAACUUAUCUCUUUAUGCUGUGGAAUGAACUUUAACGACGUUGAAAAACUAAUUGAUUUAAUUGAGCAGUCACUUUCCAAGACGAACUCCCAGCAACCGCGCAUGAAGCAAAGUAACAGUUCAAUAUCAUGA